Ceratosolen solmsi marchali is the source of this 1067-nucleotide messenger RNA. It is a transcript of the gene mRpL47, whose product is annotated as mitochondrial ribosomal protein L47. Gene Ontology annotation, cellular component: mitochondrial ribosome; mitochondrial large ribosomal subunit. Gene Ontology annotation, biological process: mitochondrial translation. NCBI's taxonomy places the organism in Eukaryota, Metazoa, Arthropoda, Insecta, Hymenoptera, Agaonidae. The transcript has 5 exons. The record is from RefSeq and is a predicted model, not a curated record. Gene Ontology annotation, molecular function: structural constituent of ribosome. Bases 216 to 1028 code for a protein of 270 amino acids.
UUAUUAGUGAUAAAGUCCAUAUCGUACUAAUGAAUAAGUUUAGUUGACAUUAUUCUUAACCUUGUACAAUCAUUUCCAUACUCUAUACUUAUCUUAAUUCGAUUUUAUAUUAGAUUUCAACUGUAACUCAUAUUUAUUAAUAUUUUUAGAUCUAAUGUAAUAAUGAUUUAGAUGCACAAUUGGUCAGUUAACAAAAAGAACUUUAAGACUUUAAAAUGGCAACUGUUAUAAAAGCAUUUAAAGGUUUAAAUACCGUAAAUACUGUAAUAAAGUCUUUAGCAAAUCUGUCGUUAAACAAAAGCAUUUCUUCGUCACAUUUUAUUCCACAAAAAAUAUUAAGCGUUCAUAGAUGUGCUUUUUUACACACAACAUCAAAAAAAUAUGAUCUUAUGGAAUUCUUUGACGAUCCAAAGAAUUGGCCGAAAGAUACAGUUAAAGUUGGUCGCUCAUGGUCAGAAGAUGAAUUACGAAUCAAAAGUAAUGAGGAUUUACAUAAAUUAUGGUAUGUUUUAUUAAAAGAGCGAAACAUGCUCUUAACUAUGGAACAUGCAUGUAAUGAUGAGUAUGUAAUCUUUCCAAAUCCUGAAAGAUACGAUAAAGUUGAAGAAAGUAUGAAGAAUCUUGAAAAUGUUGUUCGUGAAAGAAAUGAGGCUUUUUAUUUCUUAGAAACUGGAGAAAGUGGAGAACGACCUUCUGUAUAUGUUAACAAUAUCUUAGGUUUGAAACAAUGUUACAAAUUAUGUCAACAUAUUAUACCAAAAUAUUGUAAUUUAUCUUGGAAAGAGAAACAUAGAUUUGGAUUUAAUGGAUAUGCAGUUCGAAAAUUUUUGCGCCUAUAUCGUGAAAAACUUUGGAAUAUAAAACGAAAAAAUCGCAAUCGUGAAAGCAAUGCUGCAAUUACAUUACUUAAAAAGUUUCCUGAUUUGGAUAUAGAGGCACUUAAACAUAAAUAUCCAUCUAUAGAUAUAAAUAAAGUUUUAAGACAUAACAAAUUGAAAGGUGUAAGACGUAAAUCUUAUAUUGUGUAAUAUUUUUUAAAAUUAUAUUCAAUAUAUGUAAACAAUUAA